AUGGCUCAUCGCAUGUUUGAUCAAAUCAAGGAUUUCCGAAUGUACAAAGUUCAUGCUGGUGGCAAGAAAAAAGAAGCAAAGAACAAGAAAGGUCGAGCAAGGAACAAAAAAGGUCAGUCUUCCAAAGCCGGGAAAAAAGGCACUGAUGGAAAUCACUCUUCUGAUAAAUCAGAGAUUAGAUUUGACAAAGAUGAAGGAAUAGAAUUAGCAGUAAAGAAUGAGAAGCUGGAUACAAAGAAAUCUAUGAAUGCAAGUGACCAAGGACUUGAUCCAAAUACAUGUAAAAAUGAUGAACACUCAGACCAGCAUAUUUGCAAUAUGAAAGACAACAAAGGUUCAGAUGGAGUUGUGCAGGACGAUUCAAAGAAUAAUCUGUUGAAAUCAAAUUUUGAUGAAAAUAGGGAAAUUGAAACGGACGAUGAUAGUGGCAGUGAUGUUCAUAUACCAGUGAAACGUUCGUGUGCAAGAAAUUGUAUAGAAUCUGAUAGUGAUACAGACACAAGUCCUGGAUGUGAUUUAUUCGAUAGAAGUGUUUUACCAGAACGCAAUAUGCCUUUGAAUGUUUGUGAUAGACCAAAAGAUAUGCCCAGAAAUGAACCAGUAGACAAUGUCUGUGAAUCGGUAUUGGAAAAUGAUGAUAUGAUGAAAAAUGAUUUUUCAGAUGUUUCAGAUGGUGUACAAGAAGAUGCAGUGUUUGACAAUGACCUGGAGAAUAGAAGCUUUGAUACAGUAAAAGAUGGUACAGACAAUGAUACUGAUAUGUCAUUUAAUGAUCAUGCUCAUUCAAGGAAUCCUUUAGAAUCUUCUUCAGAUUCAAAUAUCAAAGAUGAAGACAUUGAAAAGGCAAUAGAUGCUAAUAUGUACACAUGUACUGAUGAAACAGAAGUUGAAUUUGUAGCAGAUCUUGGAUUACGUGAUAGACCAGAUAAAGAUUUCAAAUUUGUACCCCUCCAGAAUAAUGACAAACAGAACAUUUGUUCAAAACUGAAUAUCAGAUAUAUAGGCAAAGGCUGUGAUUCAAGGUUAGAUAGAAAUAGCUGUAUUGGAGUUCCUUUACAGAGUAAACAAAUUACUGGUGAUGGCAAUUGUUUCUUUCGUGCAAUUUCCUAUGUAAUUUCUGGAACUGAGCGUAAUCAUGCAAUUUUAAGAAAUGCCACUGUGAAACAUUUAUUGCAAACCAAGGACAUGUUUAGUAAUACAUUGAGGCAAGAAUAUAGAACAGUCAGAGAAUAUGUUUUGAAACGUAGAAUAAAGGAAGACGGAACGUGGGCUACAGACACUGAAAUUAGCGCUUUAGCAAAUUUAAUCGAUACUGAUAUUUAUUCAUACAAUGACCAAGUACCAUGUUGGCAAUCGUUCUCUGCAAAGAAACCUGGAAGAAUAAAUAUUGUAACAUCUGAUAAGGGAAUUUAUAUACUGUACACAGGAAAUGUUCAUUUUAAUGUUGUUGAAUCUGUAGAUUUUGUCAAUUUCAAUUCAUUGGAACAGACAAGAACAACUAAAGAAGAUAGAACGUCAAAGAGAACUUUGCCAUGUCCAUCAAUUCAGGCUGAUGUUAAAAUAAAGCAUGUGUUGAAGAAGUGUAGAUCCAAGUCGCAGAUAGAGGAAGAAAUUGAUGAAGUAGUGGAUAAGUCUCCUGAAACAUUUCAAAACCAUGUUGAUCCAAAGGGAAAAAAACGUAGGCUCACGUUGGAGACUGGUACGAUAAAUCACGAUGAGAGGAAAGGUACUGCAAAUCUUUUGGACAUGACAUAUGAACAGUGUGCAAGUAAUCAGUCUGAAUCAGUCGUUCACAACGAACGUAACACCAAGGACGAAACCCUUGAAAGUGAUCACAAAGACAAAUGCACGAGAGUCGAUACACAAAUAACGCUUGUUGCCCAAGGGACAUUCAAUCAAGGUGAUACAAGAUUUGGUGACUUAAGUGGAAAGCAGUGUGUUACCAAUUCACUUUCUGCACUGUUGUAUAGCAAGAAGCAGUCGAGGUUUCCUGAGUUGUAACGGACACAGUGUUGUACUUCGUACUCAAAGCUGGCAAGAUAACUUCUUCAGAUGACUGCAAAGCGCAACGUUGCAAAGCUCAUUUCUACAACCCUAAUCACCAAUGACAGUGCACCACCAUAUCCCUUUUCUCACCAGUUCAAACAAACUACCGCCCUCGAGUCAGAAGGCUGUCCUCAUCGUCCAACACACAGCAGUAACAUCACCCCAGUACUUCAGCCCUCCGGUGAUAUCAUCCUGUCUUUAGAUAAGGGACGACUGCUCUACCCUCCUUACUUGUACAGCAGUUCAGCAUUUCUUGUCUACUGGAUCAGACACCCCAUCUGCAGUCCCACUGCAAUCGUUUCAGUCAGGACUGACACUGGCGCAGUCAGCUUCUUCAAACGUGAUGGCCGGUCCCAGACCCUGCCAUUCCUACGUCGCAAAGAUUUGGCGUCAUCCUGGUCAGCAAUCCUGCCUUUGUCAACAAUCAUGACGAUAACUAUGCCUAGCCUCUUGACCAAGACUUUUUGAAUGCCACUCUGUAUGGCUCAGCAUACUUUUUUUUUCUUUAUUCAUACUAACAUGUGUUCAUGUCCAUUUUUCCACCUCUGAUUCUUACAUUUAUUUUCUGAUACCAUGUUUCUGUGUGAUUUUAGUCUUAUUUUUACUGGUAUAAUGUAAACAUAUACUUUUGUUCCACACAAGAUAUUUUUUGGAUUUUGUGUCCACUUCCAUGUAACUACAUGUAUUUUUAUACGAUAGUUUUUGUUUGUGAUGGUUCAAUUCCUUUUACGCUCUCAUCCCUUUCUUGUUGUAUCAUAUUUCAGGUGAUAGCAUGGAACAGCUUGUGGAAAGUCAUAUUGUGAUUAGAGAAAGUUUUCUUUUUUUGUUUCACCUAAAUACUUAUGUUUUCUGCAAAGAGGAAUUUCAUUUUUGGUUAGUAAUGUUUUCUAUUUUGCGAACAUCUGAUCUUGGUUUUUAACACAUUCCUAGGUGUGCCAUUUACACUGCUAUUGUCAUCAUAGUUUUGUGACAGAUCAGAACUCAAUUGUUUAAUCAAGGCUUCCAAAUAUAUUCAUUUUUUAUGAUUAUAAUGUCAGUUUAUUUGCAGCAUUUACCCCAUAUAUAGUGGUAACGUACGAUCAACUGUCAAUUUCUACUGCAUUCAUUAUACAUAGCAGUGUGUUGCUCGUUGUAACAAAAAGGUAUAGGGCUGUUAGGGAUUAUCCAUAAUAUACAUUGUUUUUAGUUUUAUUGUGUAUAUCUGAGCUUAUAUUUCACUUGCUAUGUAGGGUGCCUAUCAUAAAGUCAGUAAGUAUCUCUGUUUAUGUACCUGUGUUAUAUAUGUAUUCCAUAUCUGUUAUAUAUAUAUACAUGUUAGAAUGCGCUUUU
This is a messenger RNA of Strongylocentrotus purpuratus (purple sea urchin), 3375 nucleotides long. RefSeq lists its product as uncharacterized. Gene Ontology annotation, biological process: protein deubiquitination. NCBI's taxonomy places the organism in Eukaryota, Metazoa, Echinodermata, Echinoidea, Camarodonta, Strongylocentrotidae. The transcript has 4 exons. The record is from RefSeq and is a predicted model, not a curated record. Bases 1 to 2001 code for a protein of 666 amino acids. Gene Ontology annotation, molecular function: cysteine-type deubiquitinase activity.